AUGGGUAACCAGCAGUCGGGCUUGGGAGGUGCCGGCCAAGGUGGAGAUAAUAAGGAUGAGAAGGACAAGAAGAAGGAAAAGCCAAAGUACGAACCACCACCCCGGCCAACGACUAGAAUUGGCCGAAAGAAGCGCAAGGCUGCCGGUCCGAAUGCAUCUGCAAAGCUUCCAGCCGUCUACCCUACCUCUCGUUGCAAAUUGAGAUACCUUCGAAUGCAGAGAAUCCACGAUCACCUACUCCUGGAAGAGGAAUAUGUGGAGAAUCAGGAACGCCUCCGAAAAGCAAAGGCAGUGAAAGAUGGGAACGUGCCAGUCGCGAACGGUACUGGCGAAGAACCUGAUCGUAAUGCCGAUGAACGAGGGCGCGUGGAUGAUAUGAGAGGUAGUCCGAUGGGCGUCGGUACUUUGGAGGAAAUGAUUGACGAUGACCACGCCAUCGUUUCCAGCACAACAGGACCGGAGUAUUACGUUUCCAUCAUGUCUUUCGUCGACAAGGAUCUGUUAGAACCCGGUGCUAGCGUUCUGCUUCAUCAUAAGUCGGUUUCUAUUGUUGGUGUUUUGACAGAUGAUGCCGAUCCAUUAGUUACCGUUAUGAAGCUUGAUAAAGCUCCUACGGAAUCUUAUGCAGAUAUUGGUGGUCUGGAAUCACAGAUUCAAGAAGUUCGAGAGUCGGUCGAAUUACCUCUGCUUCAUCCAGAACUAUACGAGGAGAUGGGUAUCAAGCCGCCGAAGGGUGUCAUCCUUUAUGGUGCGCCGGGUACUGGGAAAACACUGUUAGCCAAGGCGGUUGCAAACCAAACAAGUGCAACUUUCUUGCGCAUUGUUGGUAGCGAACUUAUCCAGAAAUAUCUGGGUGAUGGGCCUCGGCUUGUGCGGCAGCUUUUCCAGGUCGCAGCAGAAAAUGCACCUUCCAUUGUGUUCAUUGAUGAGAUCGACGCCAUUGGAACCAAGCGAUACGAGUCUACAUCUGGUGGAGAGAAGGAAGUUCAGAGAACCAUGUUGGAGCUUCUGAAUCAACUGGACGGAUUUGAUGAUCGAGGCGAUGUCAAAGUCAUCAUGGCGACAAACAAGAUUGACACUCUCGACCCUGCUCUCAUUCGCCCGGGGCGUAUCGACCGAAAGAUUCUGUUUGAAAACCCUGAUCAGGUUACCAAGCGCAAGAUCUUCACACUUCAUACUUCUAAAAUGUCUUUGAAUGAAGACGUUGAUCUCGAGGAAUUCAUUAACCAGAAGGAUGAUUUGUCUGGAGCCGAUAUCAAGGCUAUCUGCUCAGAAGCUGGUCUGCUAGCUCUCAGAGAAAGACGAAUGCGCGUCCAAAUGGCUGAUUUCCGAGCGGCAAGAGAACGUGUACUGAAAACCAAAACUGAGGGAGAGCCAGAAGGCUUGUAUUUGUAG
Molecule: messenger RNA, 1395 nt
Organism: Glarea lozoyensis ATCC 20868
Lineage: Eukaryota; Fungi; Ascomycota; Leotiomycetes; Helotiales; Helotiaceae
Product: P-loop containing nucleoside triphosphate hydrolase
Exons: 4
Coding region: 1-1395 (464 amino acids)
Biological process (GO): proteasome-mediated ubiquitin-dependent protein catabolic process
Cellular component (GO): proteasome regulatory particle, base subcomplex
Molecular function (GO): proteasome-activating activity; ATP hydrolysis activity; ATP binding
Source: RefSeq, a predicted model, not a curated record